AUGGACACCGUGGGCGCCCGGCUGAGCCGCUCCUCCACGCGCUAUGGCCCCGUCGGCAGCAGCAACGCCUCCUUCAGUGGCCCCGUCAGGAAGUGGCGCAAGGCGUGGGCCCCUCUCGCCGGCGGCGGCGCGGGGUCCGCCUCCGCCGGUAUGGGUCCCAUUGGGUGCCCGAGGGGUAACAAGGUGGUGCUGCUCAAGUGGGCGCCGGUGAGCGGUGCCGGCGACGGUAACAACAAGGAGGUCGCCGCGGCGGCCACCAGACGGCGAUACGUUCCGGUUUCGGGUGUGCCACAGAACUCUACCAGAAAAGGCGGCAGCACCGAGCUGAACUUGAACCUCGGUUUGGAGGACCCGGAUGAUGACAGCGACGCUGAUUUGAGCCCAGACGAACAGCGUGACAUGGGCAGCACCCCGCAUUCGGAGAACCGACUGAAGAGGAAAGUGUUUUAA
This is a messenger RNA of Triticum turgidum subsp. durum (durum wheat), 450 nucleotides long. NCBI's taxonomy places the organism in Eukaryota, Viridiplantae, Streptophyta, Magnoliopsida, Poales, Poaceae. The record is from the annotation of a GenBank genome assembly.